CCGACAUCCCACAUUGAAGUGUUUACUGUAGCCAAGAAAGGACAGUCUCACACAACUUGUGUUUAGACCUGCUUCUGUUGUUGUUCUGGGUUUUUUUUCCCUUCCAGACCGUGUAUCAGACAAUUUAAAUUACUCCACACCAGUACCUCUCUCCCGUGUCAGGCCUACACUACACAUUUAAUUGGAUAAUUUUCAGCCGUUUUCUUUAAUAUUUUCCAGUACAGGCUCGAAGUGGAGGAGUAAGAUGGAGCUGAAGGCAGAGAAUCAAACAUGCAUUGUGUUUCAUUUGGUUUGACACGUGUUGUGCCUCAGGAGUGUGCAUGAAUCUUCCAUUACAUGUUUGUGGAUUAAACAAAACAGCAACUUGUCAACAAAUAAACAUGGAGGACCGUGAGAUGUGGCAACAGAAGCUUGACAAACAGCGAACACUUUUGAUGAAGAAGCAGCAAAAAAGAAGAGCUAGUGCUCAGAUGAUUAUGGCAAAUCAUGAUGCUCGACCAAAGAAUUGGAGGCAGAAAUCUGCAGCUGAAGACACAGCUCUGUUAAUCAGUCAGUCUCAAAGCAACACCUCCUUAAAUGACACUCAACUGGAGCAGGGCUAUGAUAACAUGCUUGAAGAGAUCAACCUUGAUGAAAUGACCAUUUCAUCUCAAAUGAUACCUGAGGACACAAUGCCACCGGUUGCACCUAGGAUUAAAACAAUUGACCUGGAUACAGAUAAUCAAACAACUCCGAAACACUCACCAAACACACCCAAUCAAUCAGAGGAGAAGAAAAUGAAGAAAAAGGUUGUUAAGAAGACUCAAGCUAAAUUGCUUGAGCGAUAUGAUGUUGGAGAAGGACAAGACACGCAAAAGAAGAAAACAUUGAAGAAAAAGGAAAAGAAGAAGACAGAAGAAGCACAAAUUGAGAUUGAUUCAGUGUUGGAGUUCAACAUUACAGAGGAAAACAAAACUGAAAUAGAGAGUGAGGAUGAACUAGAAGGCUGGUCAAAGAGUCCAGUGCCUCCUACACCAAAGAAAAAACAACUUUUAUCUACUUCAGCACUAAAUGUCUCUGAAGAUGAAACAGAAGUCAAGGAGAAUAAGAAGGAAAAUCCAAAAUCACAGAAAAAGUCCCAAAAAUCUACAAAGAAUGAUUAUGAUCUUGCUUCACUAAAUUCCAACUUUAGGCAGUUCUCUUCGGAGAGUGACUCAUCAGACUUGGGAAAGUCCUCACCAGUGUCUUUAGAGGAUCUGGAACAUUUUGCUCUUCGCCCUGCGGCAAGAGAUAUGACUAUUCAGUGUAGAAUCACCAGAGACAGGAGAGGAAUGGAAAGAGGAAUCUAUCCUACAUAUUACCUCCACAUGGAGAAAGAGGAUGGGAAGAAAGUCUUUCUCAUGGCUGGAAGAAAACGUAAGAAGAGUACAACUUCAAAUUAUCUGAUCUCCAUCGAUCCUACUGAUUUAUCCAGAGACACCAGCAGCUAUAUAGGCAAACUAAGGUCAAAUGUUUUAGGGACUAAAUUCACUGUAUACGAUAAUGGAGAAAAUCCAGACAGGAAACCAUUUGUAAAGGAGACUGAAUCACUUCGACAAGAGCUUGCAGCAAUAUGUUAUGAAAAAAAUGUUCUGGGUAUUAAAGGCCCCAGAAAAAUGACAGUGAUCAUUCCUGGCAUGCAUGAGAAUGAUGAAAGAGUCUGUAUUCGUCCAAAAAAUGAGCUUGAAUCUCUUCUCACUCGUUAUGAAAACGGUAACAAAGAAAAUUUAGUUUGCCUUGUGAACAAAUCACCAACCUGGAAUGAGCAGACGCAGUCUUAUGUGCUCAACUUCCAUGGACGAGUUACACAGGCAUCUGUCAAGAACUUUCAGAUUGUUCAUCCUGACAAUGAGGACUACAUUGUUAUGCAGUUUGGAAGGGUGGCAGAAGAUGUGUUUUCCAUGGACUACAGCUUCCCCCUGUGUGCAGUACAAGCUUUUGCCAUCACUUUGUCCUCAUUUGAUGGCAAACUUGCUUGUGAAUAAAUACACAGUUUUAAAUUAGAUUAGUUCUUUUUUUAUUUGUUAGUACUACUUCUGUUGACCUAUAGUCAAAAAUAUUUACUUAUUGAUGUAAAGAUUAGUUAUUUUUGUAUUCUUUAGAAUAUAGUAUAUAAUAUUUUAAUAUUAUAAUAUAAUGAAUGGAUUUUUUAUUCAUUUGUAUUUUUUUUUUAUUUAGUGCUGAGUAAUUUGUUAAAGUACAUUAAAAUGAAAAAUUUUAACCUUUUAUUUGAAGGUGUGUACAUAUAUCAUAACACUUUAUAAAUGAUAAACAAGCGGGUUGACAUUUUUCAAAUCUUCUGUUGCCUGCAAGGUGAAUUGCAGUUGUAAUGAAAACUUAAGCCUUCCCCUUUCUACCAACUGACUGUAAGAUGAUUUCAAGUGAUUUUAAAUAAUUUUAAUAGUUUUAAUAGUUUUAGUGUACAGAAACUAAGCAAUUAACUUCUUUACUUGUUUACUUUACUUUUUACUUAACUAUUCAUAGGGAUUAGUGGAAUCUAAUAGCCCUGAAUAGUUCUCCACUUGGAGCGGUUUGUCACUAACUGAAUGUCAGUAAAAGAAGACGGCAGUGUUGUAAUUUUGUAUCUUCAGUGAACAGGACAAGACCAACCAGACAGAGUUUACAGGAAAAUCCAUUUCCUGAAAAUACAUUUCCAAGUUAUGUGAAUAUGAUAUGAGCAGAGCAUAACGUACUUUACAUGGCACUGUAGCAGCUAAAACCAUACAGUGAUAGCUUAGUUGUGCCUCCCCUUGGCUAGUAACACCAAACUAGCCUAGUCUCGUGUUAGAUAGCCAAAAAGUUUUAGAUUUUAUUGGUACCCGAGGUAAGUUUUUGUACAAAUUUCAUAUAUUUUUUUAACAAAUUAGCCCUCACAUGCAAGAAAAAAUGCAUGAAAACAAUCUAUUUAGAAAUACAUUUUUAAAAGAUUUUUGAUGGAGAAAAGUCAUGAUUAACAGUCCAGAUAACACCCCUGGUGAAAACUGUUAUUUACCUAGAUUUCACUACCUUUUCAUGAAAGCAUGUUAAAGUUAAGGUGCUGCGAUGUUUCAUCUUGAGAAACAAAUGUUAGCUUACCAUUAAUGGCAUAACUUAGGUAAUGUUAGCUAAAGUUACUGCAACCACUAG
This is a messenger RNA of Ictalurus furcatus (blue catfish), 3144 nucleotides long. RefSeq names its product tubby protein homolog. The coding region runs from base 321 to 2003 and encodes 560 amino acids. The transcript has 13 exons. The record is from RefSeq and is a predicted model, not a curated record. Gene Ontology annotation, biological process: protein localization to cilium. Gene Ontology annotation, cellular component: cilium. Lineage: Eukaryota; Metazoa; Chordata; Actinopteri; Siluriformes; Ictaluridae.